Molecule: messenger RNA, 1372 nt
Organism: Truncatella angustata
Lineage: Eukaryota; Fungi; Ascomycota; Sordariomycetes; Amphisphaeriales; Sporocadaceae
Exons: 2
Coding region: 329-1216 (295 amino acids)
Source: RefSeq, a predicted model, not a curated record
AUACUUCUGAUUCCCAACAGACAGUGCGACUAUCACCCAUAUGGUGAUUCUGAUGUCCUGCGAUCAUCAGAAUAGUGCUGUGAUUCACGCGUGUUUCAUGUUUGCACGAUGCUGUGUGACGUUGAAGCGCUCAGGAAAACUAUUUCACUGCAAUCUUAGGCCUUAGAUAGAGAGCAUGACUUCGUCCAUUACCCCACGUAAUAAACCCUCAUGAGGCAUUGCCUAGUGGUCAGGCACAGCACAGAAGCUCUUUGCUCGUUAUUAUUACUUCGUUAUAAUCUUCACCGUUGCGAUUUUCUAUUCAGAGACGAGAAACCCAUCCAUCGAAAUGGCCGGUGCUGCAGAGAAUGCCCGCUGGACAACAGACUGGUCCGCCCAAAAACUUCAUCCCAGCGAGCUUCAUGAUUUUGAAGAUCUCGUCGCUGACCUCUAUAAUUGGGUUGCCCUUUCACGACCGUAUGAAGCAGAAGUCAAACAUGGACUGGUUCAACACUCCCAGACUAUGACUCGAGGUAGGAAGUGUCAGACCAUCCUAUCAAGGCUCAAACUAAAGAGUGCAGACCGCUUGCAAACAUAUCAUGCUGCGAUACUGAGGUAUAUCAUCGUAGAGCUUGUGAUGUGCUGUGAAAAUAAUGAAGGCGGUACGAUUGGCAGCAAAUUGAAAAGGCUUGUGGAUCUCAUAGGCUAUCUGGUGAAUGAGGUACAUGCAAUCAGUGUUGAACUCAUAGACCAGGAAGUUGAUGCCAUCUGCUUGAAUGAUGAAGCAUAUCCAAGGCUCGUAGGAGAUCCGACUCCUGACAGUACACGGCGGGAAAUGUCUGCGUUUGGCAAUUUUCACGACUUCACGAUCAUGUUAUACACGAGGAAAUUCCUAGAGAGUCUGAUGCCGGCAGCCAAAGCCUUUGAUGCAUAUUUUGGGCCGCUUCCUGUCCAGGAAGAUGUGACCUUCUACGCCGUAACUGGCUGGCUCACACGUGCGCACGAGGAUAUCUACCAAGCCAGCUCGGAAUUCCAGGCUCAAUGGCCGGUGUGGUAUAAACUGGUCAGCGAAAAAACUGCAAUUUAUGGCAGGAACAAAGAUCAGCAUUCAAUGCGCCUUGCAAUCUCCGGUCGGGCGGCUCAAAAGAGGAUGGAGAUGAGCGACUUGAGGCUCGCAGCCUUUGAUAGAGCUAUUCGUGAAGGACUAAUUGAGGCCGCAGGAAACGUCGCCGCGUAAGCCGCUGAACAAGGAGACGCCGGAAGAACUGACUUGGGAGAAGAAGUAAUCAGAAGAAUUGAGUUCGCAAAUAUGACGAAGCGAUUCGACAAUACGGCAUCCAACAAAGCUCUCCGGUGGUUCGAACAGAAAUCAUGGAAGACUAGUACUUGCCAG